AUGGCUUAUCAAAAACCAUAUUCAAAAUUGAACUUCAUAUCGUUCGCCUUAGCAUGUUUCUUCAAUAUAUCCUUUAUGGUGUUUAUGAGUUCCACUCAAUCAUUCUUUUUAACUGAUAUUUUGGGUAUUUCUUCCAAAAUUGGUGAUUACAUUGGUACUUUGGGAUUUGCUGAUGAGUUAAUGUCAAUUGCUUUGAGUCCAUUCUUGGGGACUUUAAGUGACAAGAUUGGUCCAAAAUAUAUUCUAGUAUUUGGUGUUUUUAGUGUUGGGUUAUCUUUCUUCAUCUUUACCUUAGCACAAAAUGUUUAUCCAGAUCUCUUGUUAAUCAGAUUAUUCUUUGCUAUAGGUGCUACUGCUGCUGGAUCGAUGAUGACAGCUUUAUUGGCAGAACUUUCAGCUUCAGGUUUCCAAUUAAGCUCUUUACUCAACUUCAAGAAUUCAAAUGUUGAAUAUAGUGCUCUAGGUGACGCUUCUGAAGUCUCCAAUACUGAACAAGAACCAUUAGAAGAUUCUGAAGGUAAGGCUAUCAGCAAAAGAAAUGGAAAAUUAACUUCAGUUAUUGGUAUAGCAUCAGGUACAGGUGCUGUAUUUUCAGUUUCUGUUUAUUUACCUUUGCCUACAAGAUUUGGUCAAAUUGAACCACCAGCACCUGCUUUAAAACAUUCAUACUUUGUUGUUGGUGGUAUUGCACUUGCCGCUUCUUUGUUUUUAUCUUGGGGUUUAUUUUCAAAUAAGACUUUUAAAAUUCCAUAUCUAUCAAAAUAUUUAUCACCAUAUGAUGAUGUGUUAGAUGAAAUUGAAAGAGAAGAACAUCAAGUUCAUUUAGAAGAAGAGAAACAUACCUAUUUUGGAUUAAUGAAACUUGGGUUUUUGGAAGCUAAAGAUCCAAAGAUUGCAUUAGGUUAUCUCGGUGGAUUUUUAAGUCGUUCUACUACUGUUGUUGCAGCUGCUUUCAUACCGUUGUAUGUUAACAGAUAUUACUAUGAUAAUGGUUAUUGCUCUCAUAUGGAUAGAUCAAGUUGUAAAGAAGCUUAUGUUCAAGCCGCAAUUCUAGUUGGAAUUUGUCAUACGGUUUCUUUAGUAUUUGCUCCAAUUUUUGGUUAUUUGGCUGAUAAACAUGGUCGUAAAAAUUCAAUGAUCUUAGCUUGUGUUUUAGGACUUGUUGGAUCUUUUGGUUUUGCCUUUUUGAAAAAUCCUAAAUCAGCUACAGCUAUUGUAUUUAGUUGUUUCUUUGGUGCUGGUGAAAUUGGUAGUAUUCUUGUAUCUUUAUCAUUAUGUACAGAUAAGAAAAGAGCUCAUAAUGGAUCAAUCUCUGGUGUUUAUUCACUCAUUGGUGGUAUAGGGAUUUUACUGAUUUCAAAAGCUGGUGGAUUUACUGCUGAUUAUUGGGUUGGUGGUCCAUUCAUUAUUUUGGGCUCUUUCCAAAUUAUAACAAUUCUAUUUUCACUUUACGUUGGUGGUCAUUUUGAUUUCAUUAUAUCAAAAUUUACUUCCAGCGUCAGAUUGGAGCAAUAA
Hansenula ciferrii is the source of this 1515-nucleotide messenger RNA. Its product is annotated as putative glucose transporter HXT5. The coding region runs from base 1 to 1515 and encodes 504 amino acids. Gene Ontology annotation, biological process: transmembrane transport. Gene Ontology annotation, molecular function: transmembrane transporter activity. Lineage: Eukaryota; Fungi; Ascomycota; Saccharomycetes; Phaffomycetales; Wickerhamomycetaceae. The record is from RefSeq and is a predicted model, not a curated record. The transcript has a single exon.